AUGCAAGCCUUCAAUGAGAUUCAGUGUAGCCAAGCGGGGAUCUACCGCAUGAGUAUGGAAGACAUGCUCUACAACAAACCGAGGAAAGUGGAGAAGAAGGUGUUCUCGGAUGCCGCGCUCAUGAGAGCAAAGAAAGUGAGCAAGCUAGUGGAGAAGUUCGAGUCGGGAGUUCUUGACAAGACUCUCGACACACCGGAGAAAAAGGAGAAGGACGAAGUGAUUGUGCCGUCGGUUGUCGUCGAGUCGCCACGAUCAGUGCUUGCUCGGCGACUUCAAACCGUUGAACUCAGCCCAGUUCUCGGCGAACAGCGUCCACCUGUCCCAAAGCAGAGAACAUUCUCAUUGAAAUCGAGGUAUGACGAUUUUCCUUCCUUCAAUUAACGCAAAAAAUAAAAAACUCUAAUUUCAGCAGGGAAGCUCGUUCGAAAACGCCAGAGAGCCGGGUUUGCAACGAAAACUUUGUGCCCGAAUUGGUGGAAACUCCCAUCCUGAGAACUCUCGCAAAACCGUUCUCGGGAAGCAACAUCUUUGCAUCGGAGCGCAUCGCCAGCAGGAACAAGUACUUCGGAAAGAAGACGGAUUCGAUUGUCACGCCAAGCAGCAGUGCGACCCCGAGUACCGACAACGGCAGCAGGAAGAAUUCGCCCGAUUACUGCCAUGAGUUCACCGGAUCCUCCUCGACUUCUUCCAAUGAGGAAAAAUCGAAUCUUCAAUAUCAGCAAGCACGCGAAGAGAUGCACCAGAAACUGAAGGAAUGCUCCGAGUGGCAACCAGAUAGUGAGUUUUACUAAUAACCAGUGCUCGGGCAAAAGACCGGCACAAGCUGUUCAAAAGUGUGUCGAGGCCCGGUCUUUUCCAAACUUUCCCAGGCUUAUUUAGUCAUUUUCAGCUCUCCGAACAGUUGCAGUGGCUGUGGCUAAGAUGAGAAACGAUGUUCUCAGCGGAAUUCCGCAGAACGAGUACACGACCGUUCUAUUGAAGCUCUACCAAACGUGCAUCAACUCGAAGAAUCUUCACAUCGAAACGAUCUGCUGCUCGCUCAUCUCACUCAUGGACAAUGUGCGCAAAAAGGAAAUGUCGAGUCACGAAAAGUACAUCGCCGAGAAGUACUUCAAGCGAAAGACGCGACUGGAUCUCUGGGAUCGUUGUUGA
Messenger RNA from Caenorhabditis sp. 36 PRJEB53466, 1152 nucleotides. NCBI's taxonomy places the organism in Eukaryota, Metazoa, Nematoda, Chromadorea, Rhabditida, Rhabditidae. The record is from the annotation of a GenBank genome assembly.